Messenger RNA from Vigna angularis (adzuki bean), 928 nucleotides. RefSeq names its product nascent polypeptide-associated complex subunit alpha-like protein 2. Gene Ontology annotation, cellular component: nascent polypeptide-associated complex; cytoplasm. NCBI's taxonomy places the organism in Eukaryota, Viridiplantae, Streptophyta, Magnoliopsida, Fabales, Fabaceae. Gene Ontology annotation, biological process: protein targeting to membrane. Bases 98 to 769 code for a protein of 223 amino acids. The record is from RefSeq and is a predicted model, not a curated record. The transcript has 4 exons.
AUAUCUAUCUACUCAUCAUCCAAGCUCAGUGAUCAUCAAAACCGACGCCGAGUGAAGCUGCGAAAUCCCAAACCAACCCUCUACGACACACCGAACCAUGUCGCCAGGUCCCGUCGUCGACGCUUCCCCUGAGAUUGAAGUAGAACAAGAGGUUCCUGCCGUCGACGACGCAACGCAGAAGAAGAAACCCCAACCACAGGAUGACGAUGCUCCCCUUGUCGAGGACGUGAAGGACGAAGCUGACGACGAUGAAGACGACGAUGACGACGACGAUGAGGAUGACAAGGAAGACGGUGCUCAAGGUAGUGCUGAGGGUUCAAAGCAGAGCAGGAGUGAGAAGAAAAGUCGAAAAGCAAUGUUGAAGCUGGGACUAAAACCUGUUACGGGCGUUAGCAGGGUCACAAUCAAGAGAACAAAAAAUAUUCUUUUCUUCAUCUCAAAACCUGAUGUGUUCAAGAGUCCAAAUUCUGAGACCUACGUCAUAUUUGGAGAAGCAAAAAUAGAGGACUUGAGCUCUCAGUUGCAGACACAGGCUGCCCAACAGUUCAGGAUGCCAGACAUGGGAUCUGUUACAGCGAAACAAGAUCAAGAUGCUGCAGCUUCAGCUGCACAGCCUGAAGAAGAGGAGGAGGUUGAUGAAACUGACGUUGAGCCCCAUGACAUUGAUUUGGUGAUGACACAGGCGGGAGUGUCAAGAAGCAAGGCCGUCAAGGCACUCAAGACUCACAACGGGGAUAUUGUUGGAGCCAUUAUGGAACUCACUACUUAAUUGGGGUUUAUGUUUUAUUUGUAUGUUUUUUGCGGGAUAAUAUUAGAACUAGUACAAACCGAAUCAGAAUAUCAACCUUUAUAUGUUUGGAACUAGUACAGACCUUUGUAGUUUUGUUGCGUUCUUGAAAAAAUUCAGGUCACGUUGUUGUUUGAUUUA